CGGUAGCAUAUUCGUGGAAGCGCCUCGAGCUAAUCGCCGUCGCAGCAUUUAUAAUUUCUUUUUGCGCCAUCAGGAUGCAGUCGAUGAUAGCUUAACAUCACCAUCAGUGCAUAGAAAAAGUAAUUAUUUGAAAAUCAAAAAAAUUCGACACAACACUCACACCCAUGCACAAUCAACAAAAAAAAAAAAUUCAAUUUCCUCCACAACCACAGCCACCGAAAGACAAACCCAACCGCAAUCACAAUCGCAACUACAACAAUUACCUACGCAAAUAGCGCCAACGCCAACACGUAAACGUGCCACCAGUUUUAUACGUAAAAAGCCACCGCUUGAAAGAGGUUUGUCAGCACAAAGCGCUUUAAGAGUUAACAAAAAUGCUUUUGUCUCGGAAGGACCAACACCGGAGGUGAUUGUGACAAAACCGUCGCCGGAACAGCAAUCGGGUCCGCUUGGCUUGAGGCCGGAUAACUCAACGUUGGUGCAUGUGUUGGUGCAUCGUGAGAGUGAGGAGUACAAGGAGGAAGAAGAUGAUGAGGGCGGUGGCGGCGGUGGCGGCGACGGCGGCGGUGGUGGUGUGUCACCAGUUGGAGCGAUUGACAAAUUUAAACCACCACAAAUACAUAUUAGUCCAGGCUCCGAAGACAUACGCUUCGACGACCUCAUAACAAUGCAACAGCCCAUCGUGCAAAUAAUGGUCGAUAGUCCCAAAGACCCACCACGCGGCGACUUCUCCGAUGAAAAUCAAAACGCUUCGGCUCAGGUUUACGACUACACUGCGCCAACCAACGAAGAAAGCCCAACAAGCGAUUCUCAUAUUGAGGAGGAAAUAUCACCAGCAACAGCGAUUGAUUUAAAUGAGCCAAUUGAUGUGAACAUACAGGGUGAUACAUCCAAAGUGUUCUACGAUUACAAUCCACAGGAUGCCAAUGAAAUCAUCGUGCUGGAAACUUUAACCGAGGAGUCACCCAAAUCAGAGGAUCUACCACUCCCACAAGCUGCGCUCCCAGCACUACAACAAUCAACAAUUACUACUCCUCCAGCCUAUGCGCCAACAGCCGCCGUCACACCCACAACACCUGUGGCGGCCACUCCACCAGAUGCACCGGAGAGCGGCGCCACCAGCGGCGGUGCUGGCACAUCUGAUGAGAGCGAUAAAGCGAUUAGAUGACCUUCAUUGCAAACAGCACCGGUGACAG
Molecule: messenger RNA, 1196 nt
Organism: Rhagoletis zephyria (snowberry fruit fly)
Lineage: Eukaryota; Metazoa; Arthropoda; Insecta; Diptera; Tephritidae
Product: sodium channel protein 60E-like
Source: RefSeq, a predicted model, not a curated record